UUCCACCAACUCACAAUGGCCGACGUAGAGGAAAAGACUCAGACACCCGCAGGAACACAAGAGGAGGAGCUCAACCCUGAUGGAACUCCCCUCUCGGACAACCAGAAGAAGAAGCGAGCAAAGGCAGCCGAAAAGGAGAGGGCCAAGGCCGAAAAGGCGGCAAAGCUGCAGCAGGAGAAGGCCACAAAGGAGGCAAACGAGGUCGACUUUGCAUCCCAGAAUUACGGAGAGCUGCCGCUGAACCAGUCGCAGGAGAGGCAUGGACGAACGUACGCCUCCCUCGAGGAGGUAAAGGCGGAGAACGAUGGUAAGCCCAUCUACUUCUCUGCACGAAUCCAGACUAGCAGAACGCCCUCGAGCAAGUUCGUCUUCUUGACGCUGCGCUACGGCUUUCACUGUGUACAAGCUGUACUCGCUCAGGCUCCCGAGCAGGUGUCCAAGCAAAUGACAAAGUGGGCUGCUCAGCUGCCUUCUGAGACCAUCGUCCAAGUCGAGGGUACCGUCAGCAAGGUUGCAAAGGCCAUCGAAUCCUCCACUGUCACCGCAAAGGACGCUGAGGUGAAGCUGUCCAAGAUCUUCGUCGUCUCGAAAGUUCAGCCUUCGGUCCCUCAGCCCUUCUACGUAGACGAUGCCACUCGCUCCGAUGCUGAGAUCGAAGCCAGUCAAAGCACAGACCGACCUAUGCCUGGUAUCCCCAUCGACCUGCGACUGGACAACCGUAUCCUUGACCUGAGGACCACUACCAACCAAGCCAUCUUCCGCAUCCAGCACGGAGUCUCGAAGCUCUUCAGAGAGUACCUGGAGAACCGGGACUUCGUGGAGCUCCACACUCCCAAGCUGCAAGGAGCCGCAACAGAAAGUGGAGCGAGUGUCUUCAAGGUCUCCUACUUCAAGGGCUCUGCUUUCCUCGCUCAGAGUCCCCAGCUGGCAAAGCAAAUGGCCAUCGCUGCCGACUUCGGUAAGGUCUACGAGAUCGGGCCCGUAUUCCGAGCAGAGGACAGUAACACUCCUCGUCACAUGACCGAGUUUACCGGCCUCGAUCUCGAGGUCGCUAUUGAGGAGCACUACCACGAAGUGCUGGAGCUGCUGGGUAAUCUCUUCAGUUUCUUGUUCCAGGAGCUGCCUAAGCGCUACGCACGGGAGAUUGCCAUUGUGCGCAAGCAGUUCCCGUCGGAGGACUUCCUCGUCCCUGACCAAGUCGUCAAGCUCGAAUUCCCUCAAGCUGUGAAAAUGCUGCGCGAGGCCGGACAAGAGAUGGGUGACUACGACGAUCUGUCCACAGAGCAGGAGCGAGUCCUUGGCCGACUGGUGCGCGAAAAGUACCAGACCGACUUCUUCAUGCUUGACAAGUUCCCUACGGCAAUCCGACCCUUCUACACUAUGCCUGACCCCAAGAACCCCAACUACUCGAACUCCUACGACUUCUUCAUGCGCGGACAGGAGAUCAUGAGUGGAGCACAGCGAGUCCACGAUGCUGACCUUCUGGAGAAGAGAAUGGGAGAGGUCAACAUCCCCGUCGAGGCCAUGAAGGAAUAUGUCGAGGGUUUCAGGCUGGGAUGCCCGCCUCAUGCCGGUGGUGGAAUUGGACUGGAGAGGGUGGUCAUGUUCUACCUUGGACUGGGCAACAUCCGAAGGGCAAGCAUGUUCCCACGAGACCCCAAGAGGCUGGCGCCGUGAGAUGUCACCAGGGAAGGCAUAGAGUAUCGUAUUGUAUUUGGACAGAAGAAAUCUCUGGAGGCAGGGAGAAUGUAAGAAUCGGGGGUAUAUCCUGCUGCCUCUGCUCGCUCGCAAUCUUACUACCUACACGAAGCCUUGCUGUGCC
This is a messenger RNA of Microstroma glucosiphilum, 1822 nucleotides long. Its product is annotated as aspartyl-tRNA synthetase. Gene Ontology annotation, molecular function: aspartate-tRNA ligase activity; RNA binding; ATP binding. The record is from RefSeq and is a predicted model, not a curated record. The transcript is spliced from 4 exons. Bases 16 to 1677 code for a protein of 553 amino acids. NCBI's taxonomy places the organism in Eukaryota, Fungi, Basidiomycota, Exobasidiomycetes, Microstromatales, Microstromataceae. Gene Ontology annotation, biological process: aspartyl-tRNA aminoacylation. Gene Ontology annotation, cellular component: cytosol; aminoacyl-tRNA synthetase multienzyme complex; cytoplasm.